Molecule: messenger RNA, 1254 nt
Organism: Symbiodinium sp. CCMP2456
Lineage: Eukaryota; Dinophyceae; Suessiales; Symbiodiniaceae
Source: the annotation of a GenBank genome assembly
AUGGCAACGUACAUCAACUAUGGCGAGGGCGAGGAUGAUGCCAUCGUGCAGGGAGCGGAGUGGCUCAUGAGGCUUCUGCAGCUGCAGCAGGGGAUGGAUGCGGAAAAGGCCUUCACCGACAAGUUCAGGAAGGAGUUUCAGGCGGUGCAGGACGCGCCAAGGUACGACAUUGCCCCUGUGUUCGAUUUGUUCGUCGACUACAGCAAGAACCUUUUCACGGCCAUCCCAGAGAACAAGCCUGAAGAGCGGCUGAAGGAGAUCGAGAGCUUCUUCGCGCUGAUUCUCAGUAUGCUGUCCUACUUCGAGGACAGUGAACAUUUGGACAAGUCAACAACAAGACUCUGCGAAUUAUUGAGCGCGGACACAGAGCAGCAGCCCGAGCUGCGACUCAGACUGCUGAUGAUGCUGUACAACACCUUCAGCCCUCCUCUCCAGCAGCGGUACAGGAUCUUCAAGUAUGCCUUGGACUACGCAGCAGCGGCUGACAUGUUCGACCAGGUUUUGCCCUACCUCGACUACCUUGACUCGUGGAUGGCCGACUGGGAGUCGUACCUCAAGAUCGACGAGAAGCGAGCAUUGUAUGCCGACAUCUCUAGACACAUGAGGGGCUACGGCAAGAAGUCCGAGGCCUUCCAGUACCUGAAGCAGUACCAUGGCCUCUUCCAGGGCGCAGCUUCGGACGCCAUGACCAAGCCAGAGGUCGUUGAGCAGACGAUCCAGCUGAUCAAGGAUGCAGUGAUGCUCCCAGCGGUGAUUCAGUUCGACGACGUUUUGAUGCUGGACACGGUCAAGGCUUUGAAAAGCACCCCUCAGGGAAACCUUGUGACCCUCUGUGAAAUCUUCCUGUCUGGUUCGGUGGAUGACCUGAAGGACUUCCACAAGAAGAACGAGAAGCUCUUUGACGAGCAUUCUCUAAACUUUCAGGAGGCGAUGUCCAAAAUUAGACUUCUGACCUUGGCCACCAUGGCUCGGGGACAGUCGGAACUCCCUUUAGAUGACAUCGCCAAGCGCAUCCAGGAAAGCCCCACCGCCGUGGAGCCGUGGGUCGUUCGGGCGAUCUCCGAGGGCGUCAUCGAUGGGCGCAUUGACCAGCUGAACCGGAAGGUGCUGGUGAAAUCCGCCUUCUUGCGCAAGUUCGAGAAGGAGGAGUGGAACUUCCUGGAUUCCAAGCUCUCACAUUGGAUCGAGAACUUGGAGCAGGUGAUCAAGUUCCUGGGUGAACAGAAGAACAAGAGCGAGGCUCUCAAUGCCUAA